AUGAGUAGACUUUUAGUUCACAUAUUACGAAAUGCCAUUGGCAGACAGCUUCGCUAUGAGUGUCCCACUGCAACAGCAUCGAUUUCAUUUUUGCGUCAUUUGAGUGUUUCUACAAAAUUCUACACAAAAUCCGAUGAAGAAACUCCAGCCAAACCUGAGAAAAAGAAGACAAAAGAAAUUCCCAAAAUCACUCUGAUCCAACAGAAUGAUUCUAUGAUUGUGACGACAUUGGAGGAAGCAAACAAAUUGGCUCUUCGUAGGAACUUGAAGCUGAUAAAAGUUCAAGACCUCGAUCCGAAGUCACUUCGACCGGUGUAUAAAUUGGCCACGGUAGCUGAACUCCUUGCUGAGGAUGACAUCAAUGAAAACAAAUCAGAAAAGUCUGCCUCAUCGUCCUCCAAAAAACACUCAGUCAAAUCGCUUACAAUUGGUUCCAGAAUUAGCGACAACGAUCUGAACUCAAGACUGAAGAAUAUCGGUAAAUGGCUAAGCAAGGGUUGUGAGGUUAGAGUCCUAAUCCAAGGUGGCAACGAUGAUGGCAAAGGUUCGGAGACUGUUUUUCAAAAAAUCGAAGCUAGUAUAAAAGAACCUCAAGUGAUUGGGAAAAUCACACAAAAACGCUCCAAAGACAGUAUGAUCAAAUUCAAUAUCUAUCCUGCUUUGGGGGAGAAGAAGGACUCAAGUUCGAGUGACAAACAAAAGGCAUGACUAGAAGAAGCUGAUACUAAAAAAGUGUUGGCUGCCUUGGUCCUUUUCCUUGUUGUUAAAUACUUUAUUUGGAGCCAAAUUUUCCUGCACAUGAUGUGUGAGACUGUUCUAGACGCAUUCUUCAAAACUACUGGUGGCACCAGAUGAUGAUGAUGAUAUUUUAGAUGCAUAUAGUUCCUUUUGAGUUCUUUUUUUUUAUUUUUAUUAAAAGUAUUUUAAAUUGUAUUCUUAUAGUGCUGCCGAAAUAAAGUUAAUGAUUGUUUAA
Eupeodes corollae is the source of this 973-nucleotide messenger RNA. RefSeq names its product translation initiation factor IF-3 (gene mIF3). The coding region runs from base 1 to 708 and encodes 235 amino acids. Gene Ontology annotation, cellular component: mitochondrion. Gene Ontology annotation, biological process: ribosome disassembly; mitochondrial translational initiation. Gene Ontology annotation, molecular function: translation initiation factor activity; ribosome binding. The transcript is spliced from 3 exons. The record is from RefSeq and is a predicted model, not a curated record. NCBI's taxonomy places the organism in Eukaryota, Metazoa, Arthropoda, Insecta, Diptera, Syrphidae.